Molecule: messenger RNA, 888 nt
Organism: Anthostomella pinea
Lineage: Eukaryota; Fungi; Ascomycota; Sordariomycetes; Xylariales; Xylariaceae
Source: the annotation of a GenBank genome assembly
AUGGCUGCCAGACCACUCUUCACCAAUCGACUCACCACUGGCCUAGGCGGAGUUGCAGUCGCCGGCGUAGGAGCAGUCCUCUACUACAGAUUCAUGAUGCCCACAGCACACGCGGACUCGGGGUCACCCCCCAAGGCAUUCGGCAAGGGACCGGCAUUCCUGUCGCUGAAGCUCGAAAGCAGCGUACCCAUCAAUGACAACACGAAGAGGCUGAGAUUCGAACUGCCCACGCAAGACACGCUCACGGGACUGAGCAUUUCUUCUGCACUACUCACAUACUCAUGGCCAAAGGGCAGCUGGCUACCCUGCGUCCGACCCUACACGCCCAUCACCUACGCAGAAGAGCCCGGCGUCCUGGAAUUCCUGAUCAAGAAGUACCCCAACGGCAAGCAGAGCACGCACAUGCACUCUCUGCAGGCGGGCGACACAAUGCGCUUCCUGGUCCCCAUCCCGGGCUACAAAUGGACGCCCAACAAGCACCCAGACGUGACCUUCAUCGCGGGCGGCGCGGGCAUCACGCCCAUGUACGCCCUCAUCGAGGGCAUCCUGCGCAACCCGGAGGAGAAGACCCGGAUCACGCUCGUGUUCGGUGUCAACACCGACGCCGACGUGCUGCUGAAGAAGGAGUUCGACGCGUACGCGCAGCGCUAUCCGGGACGGUUCAAGGCUGUGUACACGGUCAGUAACCCGAUGCCUGGCUCGCCGUUGCGGAAAGGAUAUGUCACGAAGGAGCUGUUGGAGGAGGUUGGGGCGUCGCCGAAGGUGAAGAAUACGAAGGUCUUUGUUUGCGGUCCGCCGCCCAUGGAGGCUGCUCUUAUGGGUACCAGGAAGCAGCCUGGUAUCUUGGAGCAGAUGGGCUAUACGAAGGAUCAGAUCUACAAGUUCUAG